Molecule: messenger RNA, 6108 nt
Organism: Centruroides sculpturatus (bark scorpion)
Lineage: Eukaryota; Metazoa; Arthropoda; Arachnida; Scorpiones; Buthidae
Gene: lute
Product: BTB/POZ domain-containing protein 3-like
Exons: 4
Coding region: 709-1956 (415 amino acids)
Biological process (GO): neurogenesis
Cellular component (GO): cytosol
Molecular function (GO): protein binding
Source: RefSeq, a predicted model, not a curated record
CUGUCGGGUUGUUUGGUUUGUGUAAAAGGGUUAGUGUGUUUGUUACUAUUUCUCCGUUUCAUGGAAAUAUUUUACGAAUCGACAAUUUUACGAUAAUAUUUAGAAUAACGAUCGAAACGAAUUCUAAUAUAAAAGUGUAGAUAUCAAAAAAUGUCCGCGAAGACGAAUAAAAGGCGAGAGGAAACGUCCUGCCCCGCUUCUAACAAGAACUGGAUGAUAGGAAUCCUUGGACUUGUAUUUAAUUUGUAAAUCAAGUUGCAAAUUUGCAAGUUGCAUUUGAAGCAUUCCUUGGAAUCAAUAAAUGAAUGAAGUAAGAAGAAUACAUAAUUCAUUUUUCAUAUUUGUGGAUCAGGCAAUAAGACAACCUAUCACUAUAGAGAUCUUCAGUAGUUUAAAUCUGAUUCAGGCUCUCAAAAUUUAUUAUUUGAGUUGGUAGUUUUCUUCAUUAAACAGUAGUAAUUUUAUUAUUGUUUUUGAGGUAGUAGCAAUUUACAGUCCAGUCCUACAAACUUGGGUAUACAUCCUUCGUCUCCUACAUUUAAUAUUUCUUUGUCUAGUCCACCUUCGUAUAAAUCGUCAUCUGGUUUACAGACACCUCCACCAAUUACAUCUGGAAGUACUACCGUUAAUGCAAUUUCUAGUCCCGUUGAAACCAUCGAUCCCAACUGGCAAGCUAGUAAAGCGAGUAUUCGAGAAAGAAAUGCAGCUAUGUUUAACAAUGAACUUAUGAGUGACGUCCAUUUUCUAGUUGGUCCAAAAGGAAAUACACAGCGAAUACCUGCUCAUAAAUAUGUUUUGGCAACUGGCAGUUCAGUUUUUUAUGCAAUGUUUUAUGGUGGACUCGCUGAAAAUAAAUGUGAAAUAGAAAUUCCCGAUGUAGAACCGGCAUCCUUUUUGGCACUUCUGAGGUACUUGUAUUGUGAUGAGAUCAAUUUGGAAGCUGAUACUGUGUUAGCUACUCUGUACGCAGCUAAAAAGUAUCUUGUGCCUCAUCUGGCUCGUGCUUGUGUUUCUUAUUUGGAGACCAGUUUGACUGCAAAAAAUGCAUGUGUUCUUCUUAGCCAAAGUCGUCUGUUUGAAGAACCCGAUCUAAUGCAGCGCUGCUGGGAGGUGAUUGAUGCCCAAGCUGAAUUAGCACUUUCGUCUGAUGGAUUCGUAGAUAUUGACUACAACACUCUAGAGUCGAUCUUGCAACGGGAGACCCUAAACACCAAAGAGUUGGUGUUGUUCCGAGCAGCUGUCAGCUGGGCGGCAGCCGAAUGUGCCCGAAGGGAGUUGGAGCCAACUGCCGAAAAUAAGAGAAUGGUGCUCGGCAAGGCAUUAUAUCUGAUCCGCAUCCCAGCCAUGGCUCUAGAGGAAUAUGCAAAUGGAGCGGCUCAGUCUGGCAUUCUGACUCUACAGGAGACCACCGAUAUUUUUUUAUUCUUCACGGCCUGUAAUAAGCCAAAUUUGAAUUUUCCAACAAAACAAAGGGUUGGCCUCAAAACGCAGAUCUGUCAUCGAUUUCAGUCGUCUGCCUACCGAAGUAACCAGUGGCGUUACCGGGGCAGGUGUGAUAGCAUCCAGUUCUGUGUGGAUAAACGAAUUUUUAUCGUGGGCUUUGGCUUAUACGGGUCAAGCAAUGGCUCUGCAGAUUAUACAGCCAAAAUUGAACUGAAAAGAAUGGGUAAGGUGUUGGCAGAAAAUAAGACCAAAUUUUUCUCGGAUGGUUCCAGUAAUACCUUCCAGGUGUAUUUUCAGCAUCCCAUUCAGAUUGAAGCAGACACAUUUUAUACUGCUUCCACUAUUCUAGACGGAGCCGAACUCAGUUAUUUUGGACAGGAAGGUCUGACAGAAAUUACUGUUGGCUGUGUCACAUUCCAGUUUCAGUGCUCUUCUGACAGCACCAAUGGCACCGGUGUCCAAGGUGGGCAAAUUCCUGAACUUAUCUUUUAUGGACCAUCUCCUGAUUCGUGAAGAUUGCUUUAGCUGCAAUGCCAGAAAUCCCAACCUUUCUUUUUCAUCAUUUUUUGCAGAUUUUUAUUUAUGGGUUAAUGUAUUUUAUUGAUAGCUUCACGUAAUGGUAAUAUGUGUUAAUGCCAUCACUAUUACUCAUUUUAUUUUUCAAAGUAUUCAGUAAAAAUAGAUUUUUUGUUCAUUAAUAUAUUUACUUGAGUAAAUAUACUCAAGAACAAAAAUUCUAUUGUUCAUCCAAUGAUAAGUGUGUGUGUGUGCAUAUGUUCUUAUCAUUGGAUGAACUUGAUAAUCUUUUCACCACUUACUUUUUAUAUACAUAUUUAGAAAUUAGGUGAUAGAUGAAUGUCUACUUUUCUGUAGGUCAUUAGAUAUAUUUCGAAUCAUUUUUUUAAUAUGAGGGAUUAAGUCAUUACAAAAGUUUUAAAUACAAAUCAUUAUUUUCUUUUGCAAAUCCUAAUAAAAGUGGAUAGUUAAUCUCAAUUAAUUAUGAAAAUCUUUGUUAAGGUGAAUAUAUUUUAAAGAACUUUAUGGUUUUCCUUUCGUCUAUUAUAUUUACUCACAGAGAAGAUAAAUUUUUACAUGUGGAUAGCUAACAAAAUUGUUGACUGCCAAGUAGAAUAGAAGACUAGUAGCAAUUAAGAUGAGCUUUUUCUCGCGUGUGGCAAAUUGUAGUACAAUAUUUAUAAUAUAUACAUAUAAAUAUAUAUAUAUAUAUAUAAAUCUAAAUAUAUAAAGAUACUAUGCAUCUCAGCAAAUUGCCAGAAAAUAUGCAGUAAAACAAAUAUAGCAACUUUUUGCCUAAUUUAAAUGCUAUAUUAUAUUAAAAUAUACAUAUAGAAUGUGAAUUGAGAAGGCAUUUUAAUUUUUUAACUUGUAUUAUGUUCAUCUAUUUUGUUAAUUUAGAGGUGUUGUGGUAUUGCAUUGGAAAUUGCUUACGUUUGGAAAUCGAACACACUAGGUAGACAUAAAUUGGGUAUUCAAAAGGCGAAAAUAUUUAGAAAAUUUAUUAUUCUGUUGUUAAUUAAAGUAGCUUUUAUUUUUCAAUAUUUACAUACUGCAAUUUCUUUCUUGUUUAGAAUUGUUUCCUACACUUUAUAUGACAAUGCAGAUUAUUUUAUUGCAGGUAAUUUAUACUGGAAACAUAUUCCGGAAUUGGUAAUUCGUCUCGCUUCUUGCGAGUUUUCAUAGCUUUCUUUGCGUUAACCAAUUACGUUUACAAUACGGAGAGAUUCCUAAUAGUACCAGAGAUAUCGUACACAGAAAAUGCUCAACGUCGUCCAGCCAACGAUCAAAGAAAAAUUUAUACUCUCUUACUCGAACAAAUCAAUUGCCAUCCUUGCAGAUUUUAAAGCUAUAUAAUAAUGUUACAACUUAUUUUCUAUAAAAGUGCAAUUUCAUAACAAACAGAAUUCUGUCUGACAUUUCUCGUCAGACCAUUUUUGGGAGAUUUUGCUAAUUUUCCUUUCUAUUAAGCACUCACGAUGGAAAUCGAAUUACAUUCCGGCAUUGCAAAUAACAGUUUUUUUAAAAUUUGAGAAUAUGGUUUGAAACUACAAGUUGCAAUGCCGACAUGGGGCAAAACAAAUACCAUAACAAUUAAAAAGGAUAAGUGUACAGUCUGGUAACAUAAUGGAAGAGAGCGAGAGGCAUUUAGAUUUCUAGAAUUCCAUUUUUGUUUACAUAGCAAAUUUGUUCCAUAACACCUAAGUAACAUAAUUUGAGACUGUUGUUUUUUGUAUUUCCAGUCAGAUAAAAGUCAAUUUUUACAUAACCAUAUAAAGAAUAGAACUUUUCUGCUUUAAAAAUUCCAGAUGAUUUUCUUAAAUGUUUAGACAGAUUUGUUUGGCUUAUAUAAAAGGCAUUUCCUAAAGAGUUUUAUUUCAUUUCAUGUAAUCAUAUUAAGGAUAAAUGUCAUCAAAACAAUCCAGAAUAUUGUUUAAGCAUGUCAAAUUUCUAAUUUCUAGAAUUUGUCACUUUUGUAACAAAGGAAGGUUUUAUAAAGCAUCGUUAUUGUUAGAUAUAUCUACAUAAAAUAUGGUGGAAUCGUUCAAUAUCGGGCUUUAUUUGGAACUGCCAUAAAAUUGAAAUUUAAGUGGAAUCGAGUGCCAUACGGACGUUUUAUUUUCUAACGGAAGGGAUCAUCUCGGAACAGCGUGGAGUCUGAAGAAGGACGGAAACAAAUUAAGUAAAUAUCCUAGGAUGUGAAAUUGAAGUGUCGUUCGUGCGUGUGCGUGUGUAAAUAAACAGUCCCUGUCUGUUUUGUGAUAACCAAGUAAUGUAAGUUACCCAGUCGACCAAACAAAGCAAUAACUGCUGUAAAUAACCUUUCGUCGGAUGCCACGCGUGAAAAAUUUGAUUAUUGCCAAGUGAUUCUCCCAAAGAGUUUAUAUUUCUCUUUGGAAAUAUAGCAGACUCGCUCUGUGGUAUUCGCACCGGGAACCAAUGCCAUUAACAUGCGGCGAAAGAUUAAUUCUCUAGUCAAAAUGCGGUCCGGACGUAACGUUCUACGUCGGAAAAGCGUGAAAGUAACCUUUUCCUAAUGACGCGAUGUACGACCAAAUCUUAUCAAAAUAAAGAAUGCCAUAUUCCACAACAUUGUACCUUACUUUCUGAUCGCAUUUUUAAAUUGUGAUACGCGGAUGACUCGUCCCAAUUCACAAAAAUAUUCGGGGCUACUAAUUUGCAUUUGUUUAAUUAAAGUAUAAUAGAAAAUUUGUAAUUUUUAUCUGCGAAUAAAUAGGAGUUGGAGGCUCCGAAUAUUACUACCAAUUUGCAAACGAUCUGGAUUUAAAUAGUGAAUUAUCGAAUAACUUUUUUACCCAAUUGAAAUUACUGCAUUUUUACAGACAAGCUUGUAGAAAGAAAGGAAUAUAUUAAAAACUAUUUUAAUAUCUAGGAAUGAGAAUUGCAAAUAACACUGCCGCCACGAAAACUCGUUAAUCAGAAACAUGAUUUGACAUUUACCGGAGUCGACGGAGGGGGAAUAGAGUUUCAAAAUUCGGUAAGAGAAAAGUGAAACGAUGCUUUACUGUGACAACAGACAAUGCCGGAUAAAUUGUUUUUGGAAUGAUUACAAGGAUUUUAAGAAAUUGAUGAGGAGAGGACUUUAUUGGGGAGAAAGGGGACGAAACCGAACCCGUUCUACCCGAAAGACCUUUAAAAAUUCGAGUGCCACGACCGAAAGGUUUUUUCCUCCGUCGUCGUUUGCCGGUCGCUUUCUUUAUGUCAACGAAACUUUGCCUUCGAAAUAUUGGCAUUACGUUAGUUUUAUACUUUCAUAACUUUUUGCCCAUAAGUUUCCUACUUUCAUAAUUUGAAACCCAUUGCAUUGCUUUUGAAUACCAAAUGCUUUUCAAAUUACAUUUGAAAAGUGCAAAGACGCUCUUUCCCGGCGAGUAUCUACAAUGCCCCAGAGGAGUGUAGGCGAAAUUAUCUUCCUACACCCUAACCGGCCGAAAGUGAAGAACAGCAUUUUAUGCAAAAAGUAUUGGUCGAAGAUCUUUGUUUUCGUGUAACAAAUCAAAUGUUCUAUAAAAGAAAUCUUAGAAUAUAUCCAACGCGAAAACAGGGCCACGGCGGCUGCCGAAUUUUCUGUUGUAAUUGACGAAGUGUAUAAAAAGCACAUCUCCAUUUAUUGCCAGGUAGCGAUAACGACAAAGUAUUAUUUUACGCCAUCUAUCGGUGCUUCCAUGAAGUCCGAACCACGUCCCGCGGUCCGAGGUUACGCAUCUUCGCUUUUACGUUCGUAAUUUGCGGAAUAUUUACUCGAUUUCGGGGGCCCUCUGGACGCCCGUAGUCUAAAAGAAUCGCUCCAGUAUUCUGAGAACAUUACGUUAGAAACGAAUCGAAAACGAACGUAAUUUUCGCGAAUUAUAAAAUUCAAACCGAGAUUUCCUUUCCGAUUUUCAUUGAAUGUUUCUUCAUUGAUGAAAAGCAUUAGUAAAACAUACUAAAAAUAGCAUUAAUUUUAGAGAGAUCGGGACCCGUAAAUUUUCUCCGGGUCCGAGACAGGUCUAGAGGUAAACCUUUCCGGAUCCGGUUUCUUUUUCCGCCCUGUGGGCACUAAGAGGGCCUCUUUUAGUAAGCUUAUUAUUGAUUCGGCCAGACCCACAAUGGCCGGGUGAUGAGGGACGGGGGCCAACGUAUCCGGAA